AUGUCGCCGACUGAGGAGAUGAUUUCGAAGGUCCACGAGCUGGAUCCGCAUCUGUCGGUUCACGACGCGUUGGAGCAGGUCAAUGUUAAGGUUGGAGAUGACGAUAUCCUCGUGGAGGACGAGGAGUUGCUCCUGGAUUGUUUCCUCGAUAUGCUCAAGGAGCUCGAGGAGAAUGAGCUCGCCGAAGCUGUCCAAACAUGUCUGGGACUGUCGUCCCAGUACAACGCGAGCAACGACCCUGAGGAUCUUAAGAAGCUAGAGGAGGUGGUCGACUCCCUCGACCCGGCCGAAUCUAUCCUCUUCGCUUCCGCCUUCUCCCACAUGCUCACGCUGGGAAACAUUGCGGAGGAGAUUCAGAUGGCUCAUCGUGCGCGGAAGAGCAAGGUCGGGUCCAUUGAGGAGGAAGGAAGUGCUCUUACCGAGUCCAACAUAUCGGAGACGUUCCAGAAGCUGAUCAAGCUGGGCAAGUCGCCCGAGGAGAUAUUUGAUGGGCUCAAGAAUCAGCGCGUGGACCUCGUGCUCACCGCUCACCCGACACAAUCCAUCCGCCGCUCCCUGCUGCAGAAGCACGCCCGCAUUCGCGCCCUGCUGUCUCAGCGCCACGCCCAGAAGUAUACGAAGGAGAGGCAGCAAGAGCUCGAGGAGGCUCUCAAGCGGGAGAUCCAGGCGGCGUGGCGCACGGACGAGAUUCGGCGCACGCAGCCGACACCGCAGGACGAGAUGCGCGCGGGAAUGAGCUACUUCUACGAGACCAUCUGGAAGGGCCUGCCCGAGUUCCUGCGCCGCGUCGACACCGCCCUGCGCAGCAUUGGCAUUGAGGAGCGCCUGCCGUACAACAUCCCCAUCAUUCAGUUCUCGUCCUGGAUGGGCGGCGACAGGGACGGUAACCCCCGUGUGACGGCGUCCGUGACGCGCGACGUGGUGCUGCUGUCGCGCCUCAUGGUCGUCAACCUCUACAUCUCGCAGAUCGAGGAGCUCCUCUUUGCGAUGUCCAUGUGGCGUGGAAGCGACGAGCUCAAGGAGAGGGCGCAGGCAGUGCAGGCCGGGGCUAAGAAGCACGGCAACCACUACAUUGAGUUCUGGAAGCAGGUGCCGGGCAACGAGCCGUACCGUGUGGUGCUGUGCGAGGUGCGCGACCGCCUGUGGAACACGCGCGACCACUACCAGCAGCUCAUGGUGGACGGCCACUCCACCUUCGGCACCGAAGACAUCUACACCUCCGCCUCGCAGCUGAUGGAGCCGUUGGAGCUCUGCUACCGCUCCCUGCACGCCUCCCUGGAUGGAGCCAUUGCAGAGGGCCAGCUCCUUGACUUCCUGCGCCAGGUCGCCUGCUUUGGCCUCUCCCUCGUGAAGCUCGACAUUCGCCAGGAAUCCGACCGUCACACUGACGCCGUAGAUGCUAUCACGCAGCACCUCGGACUGGGGAGCUUCAAGGAGUGGAGCGAGGAGAAGAAGGUGGAGUGGCUGAUUUCGGAGCUGCAGAGCAAGCGGCCGCUUUUCGGCGCCGACAUGCCCAUGUCGGAUGAGGUCCGCGAGGUGAUCUCGACUCUCCACGUGAUUGCUGAGCUCCCGGAGGACUCUCUCUCGGCUUAUGUCAUCUCUAUGGCGACGUCUGUCUCGCACGUGCUGGAGGUGCAGCUGCUGCAGAAGGCGUGCGGGGUGACCCCCGCCCGGCGCGUCGUGCCGCUGUUUGAGCGCCUGGACGAUCUGAACAACGCGCCCAUUGUCCUAGACGCGCUCCUCAGCAUCCCCUACUACAAGGAGAUUAUCAAAGGCCGACAGGAGGUCAUGAUUGGGUACUCCGACUCAGGGAAAGACGCUGGGAGGCUUGCUGCCGCCUGGGCGCUGUACAAGGCCCAGGCUAGCCUGGUGGAGGUGGCUCAGAAGCACGGGGUGCAUCUGACGAUUUUCCACGGCCGGGGUGGGACUGUGGGUCGCGGUGGCGGCCCCACGCAUCUGGCUAUUCUGUCGCAGCCGCCUGGGUCGGUGGACGGGUCGCUGAGGGUGACGGUGCAGGGAGAGGUUAUUGAGCAGUCGUUUGGCGAGGAGAACCUGUGCUUCCGCACCCUGCAGCGCUUCACUUCUGCCACUCUGGAGCAUGGCAUGCAUCCCCCAGUGUCGCCCAAGCCUGAGUGGGUGGCUAUGAUGGACGAGAUGUCACCGCUCUCCACCGAGGAGUACCGGUCCAUUGUCUUCAAGCACCCUCGAUUUGUCGAAUACUUCCGAUCCGUGACCCCUGAGACUGAGUUCUCCCGCAUGAACAUUGGCAGCCGCCCGUCCAAGCGCAAGCCUGGUGGCGGUGUGGAGACCCUGCGUGCCAUUCCCUGGAUCUUCGCCUGGACACAGACGCGCUUCCACCUCCCUGUCUGGCUGGGUCUCUCGGCGGCCUUCCGCGGCGUGCUGGAGCGUGACGCCAAGAACCUGGAGACGCUGCGCGACAUGUACCAGAACUGGCCCUUCUUCCGCGUCACCAUCGACCUCGUGGAGAUGGUGUUUGCCAAGGGCGACCCCCGCGUCGCUGCGCUCUACGAGAAGGAGCUUGCGAACCCCGAGCUGCACGAGUUUGGGACGGAGCUGCGCCGCAAGUACGAGGAGGCCCGCGAGCAGAUCCUCAAGAUUACUGGUCGCUCGGUGGUGCUGGAAGGGAACGCACCGCUGCGCCAGCGCCUGCUCAUCCGAGAGCCGUACAUCACACCGCUCAACGUGCAGCAGGUGCUCACCCUCAAGCGCAUGCGCUCGGGCGCCCAUGCCUCUGCCGAUGCUAUCGGCCUGUCAAUGGCACGCACCAGCAGCGGGAGCAGCGGCGGCGGCGGAUCUAUGAAGUACAAUAAGUCUUCUGAAGUAGUGACUCUGAAUACGGCUUCGGAGUAUGCGCCUGGGCUGGAAGACACGCUGAUUAUCACUAUGAAGGGAAUUGCGGCUGGCAUGCAGAACACUGGCUAG
This is a messenger RNA of Closterium sp. Naga37s-1, 2943 nucleotides long. Lineage: Eukaryota; Viridiplantae; Streptophyta; Zygnematophyceae; Desmidiales; Closteriaceae. The record is from the annotation of a GenBank genome assembly.